Molecule: messenger RNA, 1976 nt
Organism: Melitaea cinxia (Glanville fritillary)
Lineage: Eukaryota; Metazoa; Arthropoda; Insecta; Lepidoptera; Nymphalidae
Gene: Keap1
Product: kelch-like ECH-associated protein 1B
Exons: 12
Coding region: 81-1976 (631 amino acids)
Molecular function (GO): protein binding
Source: RefSeq, a predicted model, not a curated record
GUUAUUUUAAUAUUACAAACAGACACGGCAAUUUUAUUUAUUUGUAUAGAUAGUAAAGUUAUAAUUGAUUCACGUCUAAAAUGUCCUUAGCAAAGAUGGAGACCGAAGAUGCCGCCGGUCGCAAACUGCUGGACGAUAUGCCACCCAUAAACUGCGAAAUCUUCGAGGGUCCCUACGGUGGCAGCAACGAUAUUGGCGAUAUGACAUUUUGUCUAGGAAACUAUGUACCUGAUUUUAUGAAGAUGUUGUUUACAAUGAGAUCGCAUCAUAUGCUAACUGACGUAGUAUUAGAAGUAGGAAACGAAUUGUUUCACGUUCACAAAGUUGUGCUAGCUGCUGGCAGUCCUUACUUUAAGGCAAUGUUUACGAGUGGGUUGAAAGAGUGCGAGAUGUCACGCGUCCGACUUCAGGGCGUGUGUCCGUCGGCCAUGGCGUGGCUCGUAUACUUCAUGUAUACGGGGAAAGUACGCAUCACCGAGGUCACGGUGUGCCAGCUACUUCCUGCCGCUACCAUGUUCCAGAUAUCGAACGUUAUAGACGCGUGCUGUGCGUUUCUCGAGCGUCAGCUGGACCCGUCGAACGCCAUCGGCAUCGCGAACUUCGCAGAGCAGCACGGCUGCGCCGAACUCAAGCAGAAAGCGAACCAGUUCAUUGAGAGACAUUUUACACAAGUAUGCAAAGAAGAAGAAUUUUUACAAUUAACUGCCCAGGAAUUAAUAAGCUUAAUACGAAAAGACGAACUCAAUGUUCGAGAAGAAAGAGAAGUUUACAAUGCCGUGCUAAGUUGGGUAAAAUUCGACGAGGACCGGCGACAUCCUCGAAUGGAGCAUAUCUUGCAGGCGGUACGGUGUCAAUACCUCACGCCAAGCUUCCUUAAGGAGCAGAUGAGUACGUGCUCCGUACUUCAGAAAGUACCCGCCUGCAAAGAGUACCUCGCCAAGAUAUUCAAGGAUCUAACACUGCACAAAAAGCCGGUAGUAAAGGAGCGUCGGCCCAACACGCCGCGUAUCAUCUACGUAGCGGGCGGCUAUUUCCGACACUCCAUAGACGUUUUCGAAGCUUUCAACAUCGACGAUAACUGUUGGAUCACGCUACCCCGGCUUACUGUUCCCCGAUCCGGACUAGGUGCUGCAUUUCUUAAGGGCAUGUUCUACGCGGUGGGAGGACGAAACACGUCGCCGGGCGCGUCCUACGACAGCGACUGGGUGGACGUGUACAGCCCCGUGGCCGAACACUGGCGGCCUUGCAGUCCUAUGGCCACACCGCGACACAGGGUCGGAGUGGCGGUAAUGGACGGUUUGCUCUACGCGGUCGGUGGCUCGGCGGGCACGGAAUAUCAUAAAACUGUGGAGUGCUACGACCCGGAGAAAGACGCGUGGACGUACGUGGCGUCGAUGGGGCGCGCGCGGCUGGGCGUAGGCGUGGCCGUCGUCAACCGCAUGCUGUACGCCGUGGGCGGCUUCGACGGCGCGCGCCGCUCCAAUUCCGUCGAGCGCUACCACCCCGAGAACAACUGCUGGUCCGAGGUCGCGCCCAUGCACUACGCACGCAGCGGUGCGGGCGUGGCAGCGAUGAACCAGUUCAUAUACGUGGUGGGCGGGUACGACGGCACGGCGCAGCUAGCGUCAGUGGAACGCUACGACACCGAGCGCGACUCCUGGGAGGAGGUGGCGCCCAUGCGGGCCGCGCGCUCGGCACUGUCGCUCGCCGUGCUUGAUGGGAAGCUGUACGCUAUGGGCGGCUACGACGGCACCGCAUUCCUGGACGUGGUCGAGAUCUACGACCCGGCCAGCGACUCGUGGAAGGGCGGCACGCCGCUGACGUCGGUGCGGUCGGGGCACGCGUCCGCCGUGUGCUACCAGCACGUGGCGCCGCCCGAGCCCGACGCGCCGCCCGCGCGCGCGCGCCGCGCCGACGACGUGCCGCUCGCCAACAACAUCGUGCGCACCAUCGCGCACCCGCAGUGCCGCGACUAG